Molecule: messenger RNA, 1106 nt
Organism: Suillus subaureus
Lineage: Eukaryota; Fungi; Basidiomycota; Agaricomycetes; Boletales; Suillaceae
Exons: 5
Coding region: 111-743 (210 amino acids)
Source: RefSeq, a predicted model, not a curated record
CUAGGUUGUAUCGUGACCGCUGGGCGCUGCUGAUCUAGAGCCAUCACGAUUCCAUGCGGUCAGAUCGAUGAUGAUCCUCUGUCCCAGAUCUUCCUGCCGACGUUGUUAAUAUGGCGGCCGCAGCUCCUCACGUCACGUUCCAUCUGGACUUCAUUGAUCUCUUCCGCAGCUUCAGCAUGAUCGAGACUUGCGAUGGCGGGUACCCGCGGGGAACUAUCUCUUUCCUAUCCAGUGGCACCCCAGGCCUCCAAGUCAUGUCCAAGAAGACCAGCGACCUUACACAUUCCCUAUCGAUCCCGGGACUCAGACUGAUUGGAUCCCCCGGUAACCCCUCGUGCAUCAUCGAUCACUUGGAAGAUGGUUUGUGUGAUGCAGCUCACCUCGUGGAUGUUAGAGGGGAUGACAAGGAUAAGGACGUAGACGACUUGCAGAAUGGCUUGUUUUUAUGCAAACUGAUUCCCCCUUCAUGGGGAUUUUUGCCGGUUUCAAACGUAUAUAUGACCUCAAAUGACAUUGACAAUAUCCCUCCUGCAAAUUCUAGCCUCAUACCGCAUGAUCUGGAACUUCCAAUGAGCGCCUUAGAACUCUACACUUCAGCCAUACCUGAUGGUAGUCUAGUCUACAUCGCGUCUCAUGAUUGGGUCCCGAACUUGCUUGCUGACGCUAUCUUCGCUGAAGUAAUGUGUAGGUCAUGGGGACUCCCAGGUUUCGUUGAGAAUAUGGUCCCUGACUGGAGCAUAUAAUUGAGGAUGAUUAACAAGCGCCGAUACGCUGCGCUCAACGGAGAUGUCGCAUGACCUCCUAUCCCUGUCAUAUCUUUGUAGUAUGAAUAGCAUCAAUCCGCAAAACGUGGAGACGGAACAGGAGGGCGUUGGUAAUGAAGCGGCGUGGUUCAGGAAAGCAUAGACCCCUCAGGUAAUAAUUUUAUCGCAGUCAAGCUUGUUAUGCUAGUGGACUCUGCUACGCUUUUCGUGGCCUCUUGUCAUUUCUUCCAUGUCGCCAUCUCUCGCAAGCCCACGCAGGAUUUCGUCAAUUUCUCGCAUGUCUCAGCCUUUCUUCUGCACUCUCCACCCAGUCCAUACGCAUUCUCCUAUUCAGCUUGUCCC